Molecule: messenger RNA, 6307 nt
Organism: Alosa sapidissima (American shad)
Lineage: Eukaryota; Metazoa; Chordata; Actinopteri; Clupeiformes; Clupeidae
Product: roundabout homolog 2-like
Molecular function (GO): protein binding
Source: RefSeq, a predicted model, not a curated record
AGCCCAUGGUGGAUACAGCUGACAGCUUGAAGUCCCUUCCAUUUACCCGUGAGUGGAGAACUACUGUGGGGAAAAAGGAGUCUAUUUCGGCGCUGUUUCCAUUUCCACUUCUGACGCUGACGGGGGAGAUUCACGGCGCUCCGAGAUGAUGGCCUGGAACCAGGGUGGCUUCCUGUCCGCCUGUGAGCUCGCGCUCAUCCUCUCACUGCUCCUGGGGGGGCCAGGGGUGACCAGACAGGGCAGAGCGCAGGGAAGGCACCGCAACAAAGGUGGCUCGCGACUGCGCCAGGAGGACUCUCCUCCCCGGAUCGUGGAGCACCCGUCCGACCUGAUCGUGUCCAAGGGCGAGCCGGCCACGCUCAACUGCAAGGCGGAGGGCCGCCCGGCGCCCACGGUCGAGUGGUACAAGGACGGCGAGCGCGUGGAGACGGACCGCGACAACCCGCGCUCCCACCGCAUGCUGCUGCCCAGCGGCUCGCUCUUCUUCCUGCGCAUCGUCCACGGCCGCCGCAGCAAGCCCGACGACGGCACCUACGUGUGCAUCGCCCGGAACUACCUCGGCGAGGCCGUCAGCCGAAACGCAUCCCUGGAAGUCGCAUUGCUGAGGGAUGACUUCCGCCAGAACCCCCAAGAUGUGGUGGUGGGUGGGGAGUCGGCCACCCUGGAGUGCCAGCCACCGCGGGGCCACCCGGAACCCACCAUCUCAUGGAAGAAAGACAAAGUCCGGCUGGACCUGAAGGACGACCGCAUUACUGUCCGUGGGGGGAAGCUGACGAUUGCCAACACACGGAAGAGUGACGCAGGGAUGUAUGUGUGUGUGGCCGCCAACAUGGUGGGUGAGAGAGACAGUGAGAUGGCCCAGCUGUCUGUGUUCGAGAGGCCCACGUUUGUGCGGCGGCCAGUGAACCAGGUGGUGUUGGUGGACGAGAGUGUGGAGCUGAGGUGUCAGGUCCAGGGAGACCCCUCUCCUACUCUGCGCUGGAGGAAGGAUGACGUGGAUGUGCCUCGAGGAAGGUACGAGGCUAAGUACGAGAAGGAGGACUUUGUGUUGCGGAUUAAGAAGGUGACCGUGGGGGACCAGGGUGCCUUCACCUGCGUGGCGGAAAACCGGGUGGGCAAAGUGGAGGCGUCGGCCACACUCACCGUCCGAGCCCGUCCAGUGGAAGCUCCCCAGUUUGUGGUGCGGCCACGGGACCAGAUAGUGGCUCAGGGUCGCACGGCAACCUUCCCCUGCGAGACCAAAGGGAACCCGCAGCCCACCGUCUUCUGGCAAAGAGAGGGGAGCCAGAGUCUGCUGUUCCCCAGCCAGCCGUCUCAGCCAGACAGCCGCUCGUCUGUGUCCCCGAGCGGAGAGCUGACCAUCAGCUCGGUGCAGCGCACUGACGCCGGCUACUACAUCUGCCAGGCCCUCACCGUAGCAGGGAGCAUCCUGGCCAAAGCCCUGCUGGAGGUGUCCGAUGCGAAUAAGGACCGGCCCCCGCCCAUCAUCCGGCAGGGACCGGCCAAUCAGACGCUGGCGGUGGAUGGCGUGGCGGUGCUGGGGUGCCAGGCGUGGGGGGACCCCGAGCCCACAGUGACCUGGCUGAAGGAUGGGGUCAGCCUGCUGGGCAAGGACCCCCGCAUGUCCCUGCUGGAGCCCGGCAGUCUGCAGAUCAGAGGCACCAAGCUCUCUGACUCAGGCCUGUACACUUGCCUGGCAACCAGCUCUACAGGGGAAACCUCAUGGAGCGCCUUCCUGGACGUGCGAGAAUCCAGUGAGCUGCCAGACUCAGUCUCCCACAAUGCAUCUGCCCUGCCAGGGCCUCCCUCCAAGCCAGAGGUCACUGAUGUCACCAAGAGCAGUGUCUCGUUGUCGUGGCAACCGGGGCCCGAGGACGGCUCCCAAAUUUCCUCCUAUGUCAUAGAAGCCUUCGGGCAGCUCGUGAGUAACAGCUGGCAGACUGUGGCGGACCAUGUGAAGAGCACCCAGUUCACGGUGAAGGACCUGCGGCCUAACACUGUGUACCUGUUCAUCAUUCGUGCUGUGAACGCCCAGGGCUUGGGAGACCCCAGCCCCAUGUCCGACCCUGUCCGCACUAAAGACAUCAGCCCUCCUGUGCAGGGUGUGGACCACCGGCGCGUGCAGCAGGAGCUGGGGGACGUGGUGGUCAACAUGCACAACCCCGUGGUGCUCAGCUCCACCUCUGUGCGCGUCACCUGGACGGUGGAGAAGCCCUCGCAGUUUAUUCAAGGUUACAGGGUUUUGUAUAGGCAAACGUCUGGGCUACCCUCUCCCGGGGCCUGGCAGAGUCAAGACCUGAAGGUCCCCUCUGAGCGUGACAUUACUCUGUUGGGCCUGAAGAAGGGCGUGGUGUACGAGAUCAAGGUUCGCCCGUACUUCUACGAGUUCCAGGGAGCCGACAGCGAAUCCAUGACAGCUCGCACCAAUGAGGAAGCCCCCAGUGCCCCUCCCCAGCAGGUGACGGUGAUGACGGUGGGCAGCCACAACAGCACCUCCAUCAGCAUCUCCUGGGACCCCCCGCCCACUGACCACCAGAACGGCAUCAUACAGGAGUACAAGAUCUGGUGUCUGGGCAAUGAGAGCCGUUUCCAUGUGAACAAGACGGUUGACGCGGCCAUCCGCUCGGUGGUUUUGGGUGGACUCCAGACAGGGGUGCAGUACCGAGUGGAGGUGGCCGCCGGGACCAGCGCUGGUGUUGGGGUGAGGAGUGACCCCCAGCCCAUCAUCAUUGGUGCUGAGCUGCAAGAUGUUAUGACGGGCGACGAAGGAGCCAAUAGCAUCACGGACGUGGUGAAGCAGCCCGCCUUCAUCGCAGGGCUGGGCGGGGCCUGCUGGAUCGUACUCAUGGGCUUCAGCGCGUGGCUCUACUGGAGGAGGAAGAAGAGGAAGGGACUGAGCAACUACGCAGUGACGUUCCAGAGAGAUCGAGACUUACUGGGAAAUGGAAGCCGUCCUGGUCUGCUGAAGGCGGGGGAUCCAGGCUUCCCGUGGCUGGCUGACUCCUGGCCCUCCACCAGCCUCCCUGCUAACGGCGCCCUGGGGGCUCCCAAGGACCGCGGCAACUACGGCCGCGGAGAUGUUCUGCCCGCUGGCGGCGGCGAGAAGACGGGCACCAUGUUGUCGGACGGCGCCAUCUACAGCAGCAUCGACUUCACGGGCAAGGCGGGCUACAGCAGUCCGGCGCGCGGCUCCCAGGCCACGCCGUACGCCACCACCCAGAUCCUCCAGUCCAACAGUUUCCACGAGCUGGCCGUGGACCGGCCGGACCCGCGCUGGAAGGCCUCGCUGCGCGCCCAGCAGGAGAUGGCCAGCCUGGGCUACUCGCUCACCGACAGCCGCAGCGCCAACGGUGGGAAGGCUGGGAAGAAGAAGAAGGCCAAGAGCGGAAGCAAGACCACCAAGAGCAACGGCAGCUGCUGGGCCAACAUGCCCCUGCCUCCCCCACCCAUGAACCCUCUCCCAGGCACAGAGGUGGACCACUACGCCCCCGACCACCAUGGAGGAGGAGGGUACGAGAGGGACAGCUGGGUGGCGCCGCUGCCCGUGCAGACGUACCUGCACCAGGGCCUGGAGGACGAGCUGGAGGAGGAGGAGGAGCGCGUGCCCACUCCGCCCAUGAGGGGAGUGGCCUCAUCCCCGGUGGCGGUUCCCUACGGCCAGCCGCCAUCGGCCUCGCUCGGCUCGGUCCACCACGAGGAGAUGCAGUCCAUGCUGCAGGCCCACCUGGACGAGCUGACGCGCGCCUACCAGUACGAGGUGGCCAAGCAGUCAUGGCAUAUAAAGGGCAGCCCGCUCCCGCCCAAGGCCCCCGCCCCUCCCGUAGGCUACGUGUCCAGCACGCUGGCCUCUGAUCUGGGACCGGACAUCAUGACUGACGGGGAGGAUGAGGAUGGAGACAGCGAGGAGUACGACCUGUCACGACCGCUGUGUAAGCUGGAGUACACGCCCGGGCGCAGCAUGGACAACAUGGAGGGUCCUGGCACAGGGAAGGCCUACUCCUCGCGGACCCAGCCCGACAGCCCCCUCUCCUCAGACAGUAGCCUGCUGGGCACGCAGAGCCUCGGCCACCGGAGGGCGCCACAGGCCCCACGCAAGCACCGGGCAGAGAUGACGGGCGCCACUGAGCCCCGCAGGGAGCCCAACCUCAGCGACGGGCGCUCUGCCGCCUCCGAGCCCCUCCACAGUGUGGGGGCACGCCUGCACGGCUCCUGGGGCACCAUUGGAUCGGACGCGCCCGACGAGUGCCUGGUGUCCACCCUGGAGCGACAGCACAUGGGACCCUGGGGCGGCUCCGCCUCCUCCUCCUCCAGGGGCACCUUGGGACGCGGCGUCCACCAGAGGCCCUUCGCCGACCAAUCAGAGAGCGGGCGCCUGGGCCUUGGCAGCAUGGAGUCGAACCACAGAGAGUUAUAAUGGCCCAUCUGAAUGAAGAACUGGACCUUUCACUGCCCCCCCCCCCCCAUCCCAGACAAGGGACUUCCCGCUGAACCUGUGCAAUGAAUCUCUCUCCUUCCUGGUGUCUCCCAGAAGAAGAAAGGAGGGAAAGAAUACAAAGGAGAGAGAGAGUGAUAGAAAGAAAAAAAGAGAUGAAAAGGAACUGAUGGUGAUGUACAGACACAUGGAUACACAUCUCACUAUGCGCCCUCCUGCCCCCCACCCCACUGCGCCCUUUGCCCCUCUUCCCUCUUGGAGAAUUAUCUCACAUGUUCCCCUCCCCCUCCCUGAGUUUUGUGUCACGAAAAUGUAAAUCACUUAUACAAUAUAAACUUGUUGUGAAUGACGUGGAAAAAAAUCACAGCUGUAAGCUUAUUGUCCCUUGCCAUGGAGGAAAAAAAGGGAUUUGUAUUUCUUGUAAAUAUGUUUUUAUUAAUAUUAUUUUGUUUGAUGUUGCUUUGCUAUGCAAGCCAAAAUCAAUUUUUUAGGUUUGUGUCUCUUUCAAUGGUCAUUUUGCAUCGUGUAUUGAUGAAACGUGGUGUCACAAUGGUUAAUUUUGUUCUUUUUUUUCAUAAAUGCUCUAAAUAUUUGCUAAGUUAUUAUGAAUAAUUGUUUACUUUGCACAGAACAUUUUUUUGGUGACAAGCACAACGUCUUCAGCUUUGGCUGACUCGUGGAAAAAAAGCGAAUGAUUAUGUUGAAAAGAAGUGUCUGUACUGAGGAGGAGUGGGGGCAGGGGGGAGGAAAAGAGUAUUAAGAGAUUUCAGGACAGAGCUUUUAUCAUCCUGCACUGUCAAUUGUAAGUGCAGUAUGGCAGUUUUGUAGGCAGGCUGUGACUACUGUGGCAGAAGAAUACAGAGAGAGAGAGAGAGAGAGAGAGAGAGAGAGAGAGAGAGGGAGAGAGAGAGAGAGAGAAUGACAAAGAGACAGAAUGAGAGAGAAAGUGUGUGUCUAUAAAAAACUUAUUUUAAGUGAGCAGUCGAUUGGUCAAUUGCUCAAUGGUUCUCCUUCAAGGAAAGAACACAAGGAAUGCAGGGCAUUGUUUGGAAGGCUCUGAAAAAGAAUUGACAAGGAGUUUUAAAGCUUCAAGAGUGCUUUAGGUAUGCAGCAGACAUGCUGCAGCAGACAUGCUGGCCUCUCUUCCAUCACUAAUGGAGGCCAUUGGUAUGGCGGGCAGAUAGCAGCUUGCUGUCCUUUUUCCCCAGCCUGGGCACAAUGAUGCAGCAGUGAGUACUGGACCAGGAGGGUAUUUGCCAGAUGUGUGAAGAUUAGAACACAACACAGAUGUGCGAGACAGAGAGAGAGCGAGACAGAGAGAGAGAGAGAGAGAGAGAGAGACUCCUGUAUGACCACUUCCCUGUUUGAUGUUUAGUUUGCAUGUUUAGCAAACUCUGUUCUGGUUUGAAAUUAAACUGACAGGAACCAUACAGUCACAUGUAGGGCAGUCACAGGUUACAGUUCUCUGGUCUGUGAAUCACCUGAACCAGUGAUAGAGAGAGAUUUCUAAUGUUUAUUUUUAUUUAAAAAAGCAAAUACCCCCCGGUAUGCAUUGUGACCUUGAGUCAUGAUGGUGUGUGCGCCAGUGAGAUUCACUUUUUCACCUCUUUGUACGGAUCUUUUGAUUUCUCUUUCUCUGUGCAGUUUGUAAUUAUCUCCACGUGUACAGAGUCGCCCUCGGCUGGCAGCUGGCUCUGGCCGGACCUGCGCGUCGGUCAGAUCCAGGAGCGGAGGCGGGCCGAGUCUGCGCCGGAGGCAACGGUGAGCCAGGGUCCUAAAACCUGCCGAAUCUGUUCUGCCCUCAGGAAAACACAGGCACUUGCAACGUGACCGUUUCUGAAGAAAAGAAAAACAUACAAAAAAAAAACAUGAACA